GGAGGAGGAGGAGGUGGAGGAAAGGAGCCGGCUCGGCCCAGGCCUGCAGCCCAUGCGGGAGAGCCCCCCGGGGGCGGGCCGGGGCGGCAUGCGGCUCCCCGGCCGGCUGGGCGCGCUCCGCAGCACGCCCCUGCUGGGCCGGCCGCCGGGGAGGGCCAGGGCGCGGCCGGCGGCGGGGAGGCGAACCUUGGCCCGCGGGCGGCCCGGCGGAGCCAUGGCAGAGGAGGCCAAGAAGCUGGCUGCCUGCGCCGCGGUGGACAAGCACGUCCAGAACAAUCAAGUUCUUGGGAUCGGAAGUGGUUCUACGAUUGUCCAUGCGGUGCAUCGAUUAGCUGAGCGGGUUAAACAGGAGAACCUGACAAUUGUCUGCAUCCCUACAUCUUUUCAGGCCCGCCAGCUGAUCCUGCAGAACGGCUUAACGCUAAGUGACUUGGACCGACAUCCAGAGCUUGAUGUAGCCAUCGAUGGAGCGGAUGAAGUGGACUCUGACCUCAACCUUAUCAAAGGUGGCGGGGGUUGCUUGACGCAGGAGAAGAUCGUUGCAGGAUAUGCAAAAUGCUUCAUCGUUAUUGCUGAUUACAGGAAGAAAUCGAGGAGCCUGGGGGAGCACUGGAAGAAGGGAAUUCCUAUCGAAGUCAUCCCCAUGGCUUAUGUCCCUGUCACCAGAGCCCUGACCAAAAACUUCGGAGGCGCGGCAGAGCUGCGGAUGGCUGUCAGCAAAGCGGGCCCCGUGGUGACAGACAAUGGGAACUUCAUUCUGGACUGGAAGUUUGACAAGGUUCAUGAAUGGAGUGAAGUGAACACAGCUAUAAAAAUGAUACCAGGUGUGGUGGAGACGGGGCUCUUCAUCAACAUGGCAGAGGUGGUCUACUUCGGCAUGGAGGACGGCUCGGUCAGCGUGAGGGAAAAGCAGCCUCACUGAUGCUGCCCUGCUCUGCUUCUCCUUUGGCCACUUGGAGUCAGAUGUUGUAACGGUGCCAACCCGACGUUUUGCCUUAACGAGCAGCGGUUACCGCAGGAGAGCGACGGGCAGCUGAUCAGAAUCCGCUGACGUUGAUACUGAAUGUCUUUUUUUUUUUUAAAAGAAAAAACACAAACAACAAACCAACAAGAUUAUAUUCUAUUUCUAUAUAUAUAUAUAUAUAUAUUUUUACUUUCCAGGAACGUUGUCUUUGUUUGUUGUUUUUUUUUUUUAAGAGUCAUUUAAACAAAUUGCUUUAACGUUUCUAUUUUAUUUCCUAAGAAGUACUUACCAAAAAAGAAUACUUGUUUUUGUGGGUUUUGUUUUCCUCUUUUUUUUGAAAUGGAACUUGAACCCUUCAGGUUGCUGGUAGUGCUUAGUGAUGGAGAUCAGAAAUACAAUCUGAUACAAUAACACGUCAUUCCUAACCACCCUGGCUGGGAGAGUGACGUUCCUAACGGGAGCACAUCCAGUCAGGACCUGCUGAUGCCUUAUUUAGAACCUUUCUGGUUCAGUAUUUUAUGCCUUUUAUUUUUCUAUACCACUGUUUUUUUAAUAUUCCAGGUCUACUUGUCCUCUGUGCACAUGACAAUUUUCUGAGCCUUGGGUUGUCUCUACAUCCCUCUGUCUGGGACAUUAAGAAAGGCCUUUUCUGGGCCUCUGUAUGGAGGAGACGUUCAUCCUUCGGGCUAGAUUCUGCUCUCCAUGAAUUCAGUACCUCUGAUUAAAAUGUUCCUGUAGAUUAAGAUGUUUGGGACUUUGUUCUUGUAAACCGAGAGCAGAACUGGGUCCUUGAUGAAGUUUACAGAAGCAUACUUGAGCAGUUUACAGCAGCGUGAAAUACUGCUCAGUGGCAAAUGAAUUGAUUUGGAAUGAAGGUUAAUUAUCGUCCCUCGCAGCUGGUUGAGUUGUGGAAGGACAGACCAGAACACACAGGAAAACUGAGUCUUCCUGCCUAAAUUUUCCACAUGUAGCAGGAGAGAGACGCUUGUUCAAUAUCUUGUUCUCAGUGUGUAGGUGCUCUGCAUGGUUCUGAUGUCAAAACGCAAGCCCUCUCUUUGUGUUGUAGACACUGAAAUAAAGAGUUGUUAUACUGGA
Molecule: messenger RNA, 2059 nt
Organism: Apus apus (common swift)
Lineage: Eukaryota; Metazoa; Chordata; Aves; Apodiformes; Apodidae
Gene: RPIA
Product: ribose 5-phosphate isomerase A
Exons: 9
Coding region: 53-922 (289 amino acids)
Biological process (GO): D-ribose metabolic process; pentose-phosphate shunt, non-oxidative branch
Cellular component (GO): intracellular membrane-bounded organelle
Molecular function (GO): ribose-5-phosphate isomerase activity
Source: RefSeq, a predicted model, not a curated record